This is a messenger RNA of Xiphophorus couchianus (Monterrey platyfish), 2112 nucleotides long. Its product is annotated as 60S ribosomal protein L3. The transcript is spliced from 8 exons. Gene Ontology annotation, molecular function: structural constituent of ribosome; RNA binding. NCBI's taxonomy places the organism in Eukaryota, Metazoa, Chordata, Actinopteri, Cyprinodontiformes, Poeciliidae. Gene Ontology annotation, biological process: translation. The record is from RefSeq and is a predicted model, not a curated record. Gene Ontology annotation, cellular component: ribosome; cytosolic large ribosomal subunit. Bases 1285 to 2055 code for a protein of 256 amino acids.
GCAUUCUUGCCAGAAAAAAAAUCUAGCAUAUGGAUUAUUUUCAAGACUUGGUUACUCAAAAAAUGUCUCUGAAAGACCUCAUUUUGUAGCUUUCACCUGACAAUAUUAUGUUUUCUUUUUACCUCCCUUUCCAUCCUACUUACUGAUGGCUAAUAGAUAACCAUGAUUCAUAUUCAAGUUCAGUAACCAGAUCUUUAAAGAAAGUUGAAUUUUCAUCUUUGAAUUCAUACCCUGGAAAAAGAAAAACUUGUGAACUACUAAUUAAAAUCUCCUAGACAGUCUGAUUGAAAUACAAAAACCUAUCAGAGAAACAAUUCAAUCCCUGAGGACUGAUGAUUGCCAUAGGUUCAUUUUCAAAGGAAACUUUAGGAGCGAGCUGUGUUUACAGAGAAGUAAUUAAAAUAUUUGAUCAUAUCUGAUUCAAGUCUUCUCUUGGAUGACUCAGAUAUUAUUGUAUCACAUUGCAUCUUCUAGUAGGUCUAUCUUUAGCUGGUACCAUGAUCAUAUGAGUAUGUACACUCACAGAGCCCCAAGGAAUUGUCUACAUUCUGAUUGUUGUAGCAACAAAGUCCAUCUCAUAUUAGAGCAGAAAGUAAAGACUCAUCAGGGUAAGGUAAAAUAUUUAAUUCGCUGGCUGGGAUAAAUAAAGUCCAAUUAAACCUUAGUUUCUUGACAGUGAAGCCCUUGUUGUCCUCCCUCUCUCCUUUAUUGGUUGUAUGUUUGCCGUCUACUGGACCUCCCAACCCACCUCAGACCUUUCGCUUUACCCUUUUCCCUGUAGUUGUCUUCUCCUGUCAGAACUUGGCAAAGAUCGCCUGGUUUGAAAGAGAAUAUGUCUCUUGGACAGGGCAAAACACCAAAUUAGAGUGCUUAGUCUGUGUAUCAUCUUAUGUGUGACACUUGCAGCAGUACAGGUUCCUUUUUCCUGCUCUCCUUCGCUUGGACGGUUGCAAAGUCAUGUCUCAUCAUAAGUUCCACGCCCCACGCCACAGGCACAUGGGGUUCCUGCCCCACAGGCGCAGCAAGAAGCACCGGGGGAGGGUCUACACGUGGCCCAAAGACGACCCCAGCCACCCCAUCCACCUCAUUGCCUUCCUGGGAUAUAAAGCUAGCAUGACCCACACUCUGAGGAAAGUGCACCGCCCUGGCCUAAGUAUGCGCAUAUUAGAAAAACAGUGAAGUUGUUUAGCUUCUAGACACAGAAACGUAGUUAGUACGUGCUAUUCUCUGUUAUUUGAAUGCCAAUAAUUACCAUCUCUCAUAAUUACCAAGGAUUGUAAUCUGAUGAAGAAGUACUGUUCAGUCAUCAGGGUUAUUGUUCACUCUCAGGUGGGCUUAAUUCACCUGCGCCACAGUAAGGCUCACAUCAUGGAGGUGCAGCUGAAUGGAGGCAGAGCCGCAGAUCAAGUGGACUGGGCCAAGGAGCACUUGGAGAAAGCCGUGCCCAUUUCUGCAGUGUUUUACCAGGAUGAGAUGAUUGAUGUCGUUGGAGUCACCAAAGGUCAUGGCUUCAAAGGAGUUACAAGUCGCUGGCACACGAAGAAGCUUCCCAGAAAGACCCACAAGGGGCUGAGAAAGGUGGCCUGCAUUGGUGCCUGGCAUCCUGCAUGUGUGGCCUUCACUAUAGCUCGGGCCGGUCAGAAAGGCUAUCAGCACCGCGCUGAGAUCAACAAGAAGAUAUUUCGUAUUGGCAGAGGCGUUCACAUCCAGGAUGGAAAGGUGGUGCGAAACAGUGCCUCCACCAGCUACGACCUCAGUCAGAAAACCAUCACUCCAAUGGGGGGUUUUCCUCACUACGGUGAAGUAAAUAAUGAUUUUGUCAUGGUGAAAGGCUGCAUUGUUUGUGCUAAAAAACGUGUCCUCACUCUCAGAAAGUCCUUGCUCACGCUCACGUCACGCAGGGCCGAGGAGACCAUUGAGCUCAAAUUCAUCGACACCACUUCCAAAUUCAGCCAUGGGCGCUUCCAAACGGCCCAAGAGAAGAGAGUUUUUAUGGGGCCACUGAAAAAAGAUCCUCUAAAGACAAUGCCGCAACCUCUGUCAGAGGAGGCCUGAAAGAAUGGCUUCUGAUAAUCUACUUGCAGAACAAUAAAUAUAUUUUACUUAUUCACA